Molecule: messenger RNA, 690 nt
Organism: Echinops telfairi (small Madagascar hedgehog)
Lineage: Eukaryota; Metazoa; Chordata; Mammalia; Afrosoricida; Tenrecidae
Gene: DHRS9
Product: dehydrogenase/reductase 9
Exons: 4
Coding region: 1-690 (229 amino acids)
Source: RefSeq, a predicted model, not a curated record
AUGGCUGACUCUUCCCGGGACGCCCUUCGCCGCUGUCAGAGUGGUCUCUGGGGUCUGAUCAACAAUGCGGGUGUCACUGGAGUGCUGGCUCCCACCGACUGGCUGACUGUGGAGGACUACAGAGAACCCAUCGAAGUGAACCUGUUUGGACUCAUCAAUGUGACGCUGCAUAUGCUUCCCUUGGUCAAAAAAGCUCAAGGGAGGAUUGUCAAUGUCUCCAGUAUUGGGGGUCGACUUGCAUUCAGUGGAGGAGGUUAUAGUCCGUCUAAGUACGCCGUGGAAGGGUUCAAUGACAGUUUAAGACGAGACAUGAGAGCAUUCGGUGUGCAUGUCGCCUGCAUCGAACCAGGGUUGUUCAGAACGGGCCUGUCAGAUCCAAUGAAGGCCAACGAGAAAAAGUGCACCAUUUGGAACCAUCUGUCUCCAGACAUCAAGCAGCAGUAUGGAGAAGGUUAUAUUGAAAAAAGUCUGGAAAAACUGAAGCGCUCGGCCUCCUUCGUGAAUCUGGAUCUCUCCCUGGUGGUAGAGUGCAUGGACCACGCUUUAACCAGUCUCUUCCCUAAGACCCGUUACACGCCUGGCAAAGAUGCCCAAACGUUCUGGAUACCUCUGUCUCACAUGCCAGCCGUUUUGCAAGACUUUUUAUUGUUGAGACAGAAAGUGCAGCUGGCUAAUCCCAAAAUGGUGUGA